CUUAUGACAUUUCUUAACUAUAUGUCUAAAAAGUAAAACUCAAAUAUUUGAUAUAAUCAGUUACAACUUACAACAAUUGAAUAGUAUAUAUUCUGGUUAUAUAUAAACUAUGUUAUAAAACAAAGUGAGGUUGUCUAAAAAAUCAAUAUGAAUAAUAUUUUUAAAAACUUGUUGAGCAUUGGCUAUUCUUGUAACCUUAAAAGUAACCUACACACUUCUCAAUUACGUUUUGCUUGGAGCAGAGAUAAUUUACCGAAAAGAUUUUUAGAAUACAAUAAAAAGAUUUACCCUCCACAAGAAAUCGGCGAAGAGCCAAGACCUGCUUUUGUAUGUCAUCAGAAGACUAAUAUAAAGUAUAGCCCUGAGAAACUGUGGUACAUAGCAGUGUUUAUCAGGGGAAUGACCAUUGAUGAAGCUCUCAAACAGUUGAGUUUUGUUAACAAGAAAGGUGCUGGAUUUGUUAGAGAUACCAUACUGGAAGCACAAAACCUGGCCAUUACUGAACACAAUGUUGAAUUUAAAAGUAAUCUCUGGAUUGCUGAAUCUUUCUCUGGCAAGGGGACAGUGAUCAAAGGAGUCCGAAGACAUGCAAGAGGUAGAAUGGGAGAAGUGAGAUACCAGUACAGUCAUUAUUUUGUUAGAUUAGAAGAAGGGAAGCCUCCCAAAGAUUAUUAUAACCUGAACCCGCUCACACCGCAGCAGCAACUGGACAAGUGGUUAGAGAAUAUGAGGGAACGGAAAAUUAUAAAUUCAUAUUAAGUUAGUUAUCGGUAAAAGUGUAAUCUGUAGUGUAAAUAAAUGUAUUGAACACA
Molecule: messenger RNA, 812 nt
Organism: Danaus plexippus (monarch butterfly)
Lineage: Eukaryota; Metazoa; Arthropoda; Insecta; Lepidoptera; Nymphalidae
Gene: mRpL22
Product: large ribosomal subunit protein uL22m
Exons: 3
Coding region: 148-759 (203 amino acids)
Biological process (GO): translation; ribosome assembly
Cellular component (GO): ribosome; mitochondrial large ribosomal subunit
Molecular function (GO): structural constituent of ribosome
Source: RefSeq, a predicted model, not a curated record